AGCUUGAUGUGUUUGGCGAGUAGUGUGAUGGAGGAGGCAGCUGCUGUGGCUGCAAUUGCGCCACGACCCAACAUGCCUACUGUCUGAUUCCACCUCAUAUUUGAGUCAACCUCCAGGGCCCACAAGUGCAGUGUCGACCGUGCAUACCUCGACUUCCUUCUCAUUCCCACGUAGGACAUGUUUUGUCCUAUGUUAUGUCCUACGAAAGAUUCUUCCCCAGAUCGACCACCGACGGUCCGGAAUGCCGGUACUACAAAUGCGAACCACAGUUCGACGAACCGGAACCAAUCGCCAAUUCGAUCAGCUACGAGGCCAGAGGGCCCAGGUGCCGUGCUCUACGUCUCUUUCACGUGCAAGAGCUCGUCGAAAGCUGCGCGGACGACUAAGCUAGCUUCUUUGGUCAUAGAUGACAGGAUGCAGGUGUUCAGACCGCCCGAUGGCGGAGCAAAGAAGGGUCAAUCAGUUUCCCGGCCGCUCGAGGGCGCCGCUGUCUCGCGUUAUAUCACGGCUUGCCUGGCUCUCAAUGGCAGUGAAUUUCUCGCAGACCAGGAGGCUCGCUGUCCUGAUCACUAUGACGAGCGGCGUCAAUCGCCCUCUCCGUGGCCGUACCAAUACUGCGGGAAAUUGCUGAAAGCUCGAACCCAAGCUUGUUCGGAUGAGUAGAUUCAGGCGUUCUGUCCUCUACCCUUGCCUACCCGACUUGUGCCGCACUUACUUCGCACGCACCUCACGUGGGUAAAGCCAUAUUCCAGCCGUUAUCUUGUCGCCAAGUCAAGGCCAGCCAUUAUGCGAGGCGCACGCAUGUGCAAUCCGUGGAGUCG
Molecule: messenger RNA, 821 nt
Organism: Microdochium trichocladiopsis
Lineage: Eukaryota; Fungi; Ascomycota; Sordariomycetes; Xylariales; Microdochiaceae
Exons: 2
Coding region: 178-663 (161 amino acids)
Source: RefSeq, a predicted model, not a curated record